AUGGUGAAGAUUCAUCCUGACCAGACAACCUCCGGCGCCGGAGAACAAACAAGUUCGCCGUACUUGACGACGGAGAAAGAGAGUUUCACGAUCUGGAUGAAAUCGUUGGUGUUCAAUACAAAUGGCUGCACCGUCUUCGAUUCCAAAGGAAAUAUAAUUUAUCGUGUCGAUAAUUAUAAUUCUAAGAGCUGCCGUGAAGUUUAUCUCAUGAAUUUACACGGCCAUGUCUUGUUUACCUUACGUAGACAGAAAUUUGGAUUAUUCAAGACCUGGGAAGGAUAUAGAACACUAUCUGGGACAGAUGAAUCAGCAACAAACUUGGAAUAUUUCCGAGUGGAAAAUAAUAUUUUCCAAAUACCGAGUAAAGAUUCAUCUUCUUCCCAUAGAGUCUUAACGGGAUCAUGUAGAAACGACGAACAAUACUGUUAUAAGAUGGUAACUCGGGGAUCAAGUUUACGAAUCGAGGACAAUUGUGGAAGAGUUGUGGCAGAAGUGAAGAGAAAGCAAUCGAGGAAUGGUUUGGAACUAGGAGAAGAUGUUUUGACAAUGAUGGUGGAGUCACAAGUUGAUCACUCUUUCAUCAUCGGACUUUUUUUAACUCAUAGACUUAUCAACUGUAAACUGUAA
Molecule: messenger RNA, 627 nt
Organism: Microthlaspi erraticum
Lineage: Eukaryota; Viridiplantae; Streptophyta; Magnoliopsida; Brassicales; Brassicaceae
Source: the annotation of a GenBank genome assembly